Haliotis rufescens (red abalone) is the source of this 2502-nucleotide messenger RNA. RefSeq lists its product as uncharacterized. Bases 166 to 1500 code for a protein of 444 amino acids. The record is from RefSeq and is a predicted model, not a curated record. The transcript is spliced from 7 exons. Gene Ontology annotation, molecular function: zinc ion binding. Lineage: Eukaryota; Metazoa; Mollusca; Gastropoda; Lepetellida; Haliotidae.
CGUUUAAGAGUUUGGGCUGUUGCUUGUAUUGGUACCCUUACAACAAAGUCGAAGACAUAUGCAAGGUGAAGUGACAAGACUGCUGCUUCAUCGAUUAAAUGUUAUAAGCGGAGGGCUGCUGCCAGAUGCCACCUUCAGUGGACCUUCAAUGGACUGAAACACAGGAUGCGCAGAAUGACGGGAACCUACAAAGGGCAUAUCACAGUUAUAGUCCUAGUCCUCAUGAUUUGGACUGUAAUGGAGUAUGCUGCUUCAAACUACUGGACUCGAAUGGACACAAAUGACUUCAUUGCCCCAGCAAAGUACCCUGGUGUGGACCUAAGUGUGUCAGCUGAGAGUCCUCGGUGCCCGGAUGUGAAGACAGGGAUGAUGAGAGGAAGAUGGAGGCCUCGCAUUCUGACUGCACAAGAGAAAGUAGACAUAGGCUCAUUUCUCAAGUCAGCCCGACAUCGUACCCCAAAGCCAAUGCAGAGAAGCGACGGAAAAUGUGGGAACGUGGCAUAUGAAAACGUUUACUACAUACGUGCGCUGUGUAACCCGGCAGGUCCUACGCCAUGUUGCUAUGGUGAUACGUGCAUCAACAAGACCCCGGAUGACUGUAAAUGUCCGAACUGUUACGAUCUUCGUACUGAGAUUCAUGCAGAGUACUCUACGUGGGAGCCCGAAGACUCCCGAUGUCAGGUGAAGAACUUCACAGCUCAGCAGGCAUGUGUUCUACUGAAGGGGCUGACAAUAGCCUUUGUAGGAAAUUCUUUUGUGCGCCACGUGUACACGGCGCUGCUGUUGUUGAUGACCAACUAUGAUAUUAAUGGUGCCUUCAUUGCUGGUAAACCAAAAGCCAUCCUUUGCAACGGAAUGUACGGAUUCUCGGAUGCACUAUGUAGGGAAAGGCUCAAGAGACAAGUAACUCUCUGUGGCGGGAGUGUGACUGUCAAAAUGUUGGAAUACAAUCGAGCCUUGGUGGCGACACAAUUCCAUAAAGAUUUUCGUUCAUUUCUUCAUAAAAAGAAAACAAUGGUUCUAGUUGGUAUUGGGAUCCACGAUCAUUUCAACUUUAAAAGCGUGUUUAAUGAAUAUAUGUAUCCCGUUAUUGACAUGAUGAGAAAGAACAAAGCUUCAUGGCCAAAGAUGAUCUGGUUUUCCAAUCACAAAUUUGGUAUCCUGAAGUCUCCAAAGAUGCCAACACAAAGUAAUAGUCGCGUAGCAGCCUUCAACAAACGUGUGGUCAUCAAUCAGCCCGGGGGCUCCGUGCUCGGCAACACCAUCAGGUACAGGAGGACUCCCGCCCUCAUCAUCUGCCAGCACUGCAGCGCCACGGUUACCACCUCCGUCGACGACGAGACCAGUACUCUGCAGUGGAUCGCGUGUUUCUUCAUGUGUAUAUUUGGGUGCGCGCUGUUUGGCUGCUUAAUACCGUUCUGUAUAAGCGACUUGAAGGACGCAAAGCACUCGUGUCCCAAUUGCAAGCAGCUCGUUGGAAAGUUUUCUCAAAUAGGUUGAAAUAGUUUGAGAUAAUACUCGAGAAAGGGACCGUCACUGCUGGUUUGGUAAAUGAGACAAAACAUAUUUGCCAUGUUACACAAUAAUCUGAACAGUGUCUUGGUGUCAUGCUUGAACAGUCUCCAGGGAACCUAAAGAUUGACCUCAGACUUGUGCAUCAUGAACCUAUUUCAGGUCACAUGGCUUCUUCAUCUGUCCAUAUAUUGCUUGCGAGAGGCCUGUGUAUAUUUUUAACAAGUAGGAUGUAUCUGAUAGAGAGGAAAAUACUUUCACCGGAAGAGUGUCACAAUGAUGUUUUUUAUUCAUUAGAGUCGCUUCUUUUGCUUUGUGUAUAUACAUAUAUUUUGCAUGUUGAAUUUCUCAAUCAAUAUAAGUAACUAUAUGUAAGCCAUUUGGGAUAUCAGGGUAGGAUAGGUCCCAACCACGAUGUUUGUCGUCAGAAGUGACAACAUGAAUCGGGUGGUCAGGCUGGGUGACUUGGUUGAUUGCAUACAACAGUCAGGCUGGGUGACUUGGUUGAUUGCAUACAACAGUCAGGCUGGGUUACUUGGUUGAUUGCAUACAACAGUCAGGCUGGGUGACUUGAUUGAAUGCAUACAACAGUCAGGGUGUCACAUGAGUCGGAACUGUCGGAGAUAAAACCUGGAAAUCUUACUGUCACUAUUUGGUUUUUCAUACGCCACCUCCUGGAAGACCUACCGUAGCCAAAGUAAAAAAUUGCAAGUUGAAUGAUGUAUUCCUUAAAUGCGUCAAACCUUAUUACCUUGUUUAAUUGUUUUAGAUGGCCACAACGCUACACUUAUGUUUGACUGAGAAUGAAUGAAUGAAGAAUGAAUGAAUGAAUGAAUGAUAUAGCUCCAGUUGGUUCGUUGUUUUCCUGUGUUGUGUUUGUACAUACCAUACUUAUUUAGAUGACACUGUACGUAUGUUUAAAAAGAAACUAAAUUUGUGUUAUUCAUUCAGACGCUUGUAAAUUUCAGUUGCAAUAAACAAUAAUGAAUA